Molecule: messenger RNA, 969 nt
Organism: Pieris macdunnoughi
Lineage: Eukaryota; Metazoa; Arthropoda; Insecta; Lepidoptera; Pieridae
Source: the annotation of a GenBank genome assembly
AUGCAUACAUUUUAUUUAACAAUUCUUGUUUUGAACACACAAAUAUUUGGAGACGAAUACGUAGAUAAUUUUGAAGAUAUAGUUUGGCAGCGGUAUAGCCUACGUGAUGAAAAGGAAUCUUUGAACUUAUCCAAAACCUUCUUUCCUCCCUUAAAGAAUUAUGAAGUAAACGCCACCCAGGUGUCGGAAGAUGUGUAUCCGUGGAUUGCCCGGGUUAUUCAUUCUCGGCAUACAGAUAAGCCACACGUGUGCACUGCUGCAUGUGUCAAAGAGGAAAUAUUUGUAACUGCCGCUAGGUGCAUUGCUACCCUACACAUAACCUACACCAGAGUUAUUUAUAAAGACCACAGAAUAUUUUCAAAAGCUUUUAUUGUUCCUUCAAAUGGGUCAAAACAAGGAUAUGAUGAUGUUGGAUUUAUCGUGGUACAUAAACGAUAUUAUAUGGGCGUAUGGAACACAAUAGACAUUUACCCUCUAAAUAGAACUGACACUGCAUAUGAAUGGUUUAGAAAUAGUAGCUUCAAUGAUACUCAUAAAGUAGUGGGUUAUACAAUUAAAAAGGGUUUUCACAGAAUAAGAAAUCCACAAUCAGACUUCUUUCUAACCGAACUCGAAGUUUUCAUAGACAUAACGUUGUGUAAUGAAGUUUAUACGUUCAACAACCUUAUGGGGGACUUCAAUGUGCCUUGCUAUCAUUCUUGCACAUUGGAUGAUUACAGACAUGACGAACCACGAUGUUCCAUGUACCAUGGAGUUGAAGGAGGCGCGGUAUUCAAUACAAAAACCAACAUCUUGCUAGGGGUUGCAACUUGGGGUGCUUUUUAUAGCAAAUAUGAAUUGCCGGUAGGAUUGUCUGUGGUAAAUUCUGCAAGUUUUUAUGAAGACUACGCUUGUGCUAUGAAAAUACAAGAUGAUAGCAGAGUUGAGGUUGAAAAUGGAUUUUAUCAAUCACUUUGCAAUGGACAUUAA